Molecule: messenger RNA, 695 nt
Organism: Psylliodes chrysocephalus
Lineage: Eukaryota; Metazoa; Arthropoda; Insecta; Coleoptera; Chrysomelidae
Source: the annotation of a GenBank genome assembly
UGGGAAAUCGAUUUUUCAUGUAGGUAGGUAUCUUUGUGAUGUGACAAGUGAGGCAAGUCAUAAUAUCAAGGUGGAGAAAAAUAUACCAUUAUUAAAUUAUGUAGGUUGUUGUAAUGUAUUGGAAAUUCCUUAGUCUAAUAUUGCUGGCUGUGAUAGUUGAAUCAAGGGGCCCUCAUCAUCCCAGAGGCGACAAAAUUGUAAAAAGGCACGUCCACUACUCCCCUACCAAAGACAAUAAUGAGAAGUUAACAGAAGAUAUGCAGCUUCUGCAUGAUAAAGAACAUAUACAGGAACAUUUGGAAGACAUAAUUCCAGAACCAGAUUUAUCAAAAAUGACAGAAGAAGAAUUGGAAUUUUAUUAUUUUCAAGUACAUGAUACCGAUAAAAAUUCUAAACUUGAUGGCCUAGAAUUAUUACAAGCCAUUCUUCAUACUGAUUCAUAUUACGAAGAUUUAGAUGAAGAGAAUGGAUCCGGUAUGGCGAAAACGGAGGUUGCUGAUUUUAGUUACUUUGUUGAGUUAGUGGAUCAAGUACUAAACGAAGACGAUACAGAUCAUGAUGGUUAUUUAAGUUACGCAGAAUAUGCUGCUAAGAGACGCUUGCAUAAUAAGAAAAACAGUAUCAAACAUUACAAUAGAUAAAAAUAGGUCUCAAAUCAAUACUUUAAAUGUAUUUUCGUUUCAUACUAGUCAAUA